Molecule: messenger RNA, 1309 nt
Organism: Pundamilia nyererei
Lineage: Eukaryota; Metazoa; Chordata; Actinopteri; Cichliformes; Cichlidae
Product: tumor necrosis factor ligand superfamily member 13B-like
Exons: 5
Coding region: 72-851 (259 amino acids)
Biological process (GO): immune response; positive regulation of B cell proliferation
Cellular component (GO): membrane
Molecular function (GO): receptor ligand activity; tumor necrosis factor receptor binding
Source: RefSeq, a predicted model, not a curated record
UGUACCGAUGUGUGACUUCACUCGUUUGAGUAACUUGGGGACUGGGGGGGGGACAGCUUGUUAGUCUCAAAAUGCUCUAUAAUGCGUUAUUAUCACUCACAGCGUUCAUGUUUUGUCUCAGUCUUUUCCUGAUGCACAGAGCCAGGGUUUUAGAAAAUGAUUUUCGCAAACUCCAAGGAGACAUAAUUCUACAAUUAAAUCAACCAUGUUCUGAGGGAGUCGAUGGGAAAUUGGCCAAGAUGCUUAAAACAAGCGAGGACAUUAAGUCAAGAGUCUUCCAGGAAGCUCACAGUUCUCUGAAGAUAUCUUCUAGGAGAGUCAAAAGGGACCCAGGCAGUUCUAGAGCUCCAACAGCAUUUCUGCAGUUAAGGGCUGACACUAACAAACGGCCAGACAUAAGAGGAAAUAUAACUGUGAUCUCUUGGAUUGUUUCUGCACAGCGAGGAAAUGCAAUUUCACAAAAGGAAAACAGAAUUGUUGUCCAAGAAGACGGUUAUUACUUGGUGUUUGGACAAGUAUUGUGUCACACUAACUCGAGCAGAACUAAAUUGAUCAUGCAUAUGAUUUGUUCCAACCAGUUAGGUAAUGUUCUGCUUAAUUUGCAGGUUUUGUUUGAAAGCCCAAGCAUAGUUAUGGGUCAUGUCGUUCGAAGUAGGGCCUCAGCUGAAGCCGAGCUGUUGCGCUGCCUGCAAGCGAUGCCCGAUAGAUAUCCUGCCAACACAUGCUACACUGCAGGCACAGUGCAGUUGCUUCAGGAUGACGAGCUAGAACUGGUGAUCCCAGACAGGCCCACAGCCCUGAUAUCUACAGAUGAAGACUCAACCUUCUUUGGUGUCAUACAGCUGAACUGAGACAAGACAGUAGGAGGAUGAUAAGGAUGCAGCUGACUGUUGCUGGAAGUGGGAAACUGACACUGAGCAGCGUGAGGGCUGUGCAGAUAUAAAGCAGAGUGGCAGCAGCAGGAAAACUAUUUUUCCUGCCAGGCAAAUACAUUUUUUUCAAAUAUAUAUUAGCUUUAAAAUGUAGAAUUUGGGUGCAUGUCCUGGGCUGACUCCCAAACGUUUGUACUCAUGUGCCAGCACCUCCUUUCAUCAGUCUAUUUUAGGCGUGUUCCUUUAUACCUUGCUGGGGGCUUCCCUCCUGUUCCACCUACGCGCUGUCUGCUUAUUUGUUCCUCUUGUCUAUUUUAAAACGCUUUCCGUUUCCAGAGACUUUGUCAGGAACAAACAAAUGUAUAAAUUUAUCUCCCAGGAAGGUUCUUGAACACCACAAUAAAUAAUGUAUCAUCAUCUAAUUAAAGUUGUUAUAA